CAAAGCCGCGUCACUGCCAGGUGCGCUCCGGCUGACGCGCAGAGUUCCGACGCCGAUAAGCCGCUGUCAGGUCGCCCGGGUUUGUUUUUCUUUUUUCCUUUUUAAGGAAAAUGUAUCAGCAGCUUCUGCGGGGUUCAGACAGCGUUCACGCAUAAGCAAAGUGCCGGAGCGAAACGAGGACAAACGCCGUGGGACAGAAGGUGUAUGCGGCAAUAUUCAAAAGAUCUAAUUUGUCUGUGAUGAGCAUCCCCAUCCGCUAGAGACCAAACGUACGGCUUGCCACUGUUGUUCCCUCUUGAGAGGAAGAGGAAGGGAUGUCACGUCAGCAUCAUCGCUUUGAGAGGGACUAUCGCGGGCCCUGGGAGCGCAGAGACAUCCGUCCUUCUGGCCUUAACAAUGGAGGAGCCAAUCAUAGCUGUGCCUCUGCCGCCACCAAUGGCAACAACCGUCCGGGGCUCCUUCCCCUGCCCGUCAUUCCAUCUCUUCUUCCCACCCCGGUUACCGUUGCUGUGACGACAUCGAGCAGCGACAUAGUGACCAAGCGAGGUAUCACGGUAGCUGGAUCGGUCACUCCAGUAACAGCCAAGGUCUCCGGUCUGCCCCCUGGAGACAACCAGACUCCAGGACUGCUGCUGGCUCCGGGGGUGAGGUGGGGACAGACGCCCAUCAACCAGCUCACGCCCUGGGAUACCGAUGAGCCCCCUGCCAAGCAACAUCGAGACAGUGAGCCCGCUGGUCCCACUUGGGUCACACCAGUUGCUGCAAUUAGCCAGCCCAGCCUCCUGCCACACACCUACACCAUCCCCCAGCCUCCGUCGUUCAGCCACAGUGUGACGGCGCAGUCGGCCAUCAUAGGAGUAACCUCAUCCAUCCAGACCCCAGUGCCUCCACAACACCCCCUUAUGACUGCCCACUUCCAGUUAACACCUCAAUCCACCCAACAGCCACCCUCUAUGGUGCUGAACUUGCCCAGCCAGCCGCAGUACCCCUCUGCCCAGCCAUCGGUUGCGCCAUCUGCUCUUACUGCCCAAGCCAACCAGGUGCUUCACCCGAACCCCCACAGUGUGAUGGGCAGUGGCCACUUAACCCCCCACCCGGGGCACGCCCUCAUCCACCCUUCAGCGCUGACUCUGACCAAUGGGCAGGCAGCAGUGCAGGCCCCACCUACAGCACCAAACAGUCAGGAUGGUCCUAACGGGCUGCAGAUGCUGCGGACAGUUGGAAUGGGGAAGUACGAGUUCAGUGACCCGGGACAUCCUAAAGAACCAGUAAGACGACCAGGGCCCUCAUUGUUUACAGUCUGCUUGGAAAGUGAUUUAGGAGGCGCAGAACAUGGAAGCAAAGAGAUGUUGAAGGAGUUGAACCAACAGCGCAGAGCGAAAGAGUUUACAGACCUGAAAAUUAUUGUUGAAGGCAAAGAGUUUGAAGUCCACCAAAAUGUUCUAGCUUCCUGCAGCUUGUAUUUCAAGGACCUGGUGAAAAGGUCAUCAGGGGAGAAGAACAACAGCGAGAUGCUGGAGCUGAACAUGAGCAACAUCAGCGCUGAUGUGUUGGAGCUGCUGCUGGAGUUCGUCUACACGGGAUCACUGGUCAUAGACUCGGCCAACGCCAAGACGAUGCUGGAGGCCGCCAACAAGUUCCAGUUCAAUACCUUCUGUAAAGUCUGCGUCUCCUUUCUAGAGAAACAAUUGACUGCGGCGAACUGUCUGGGAGUCCUGGCGAUGGCUGAAGCAAUGAGUUGCACCGAGCUGCACAACAUGGCCAAAGCUUUUGCGCUGCAGAACUUCCCAGAGGUGGCCGGCCAAGAGGAGAUUUUGUGCGUAUCCAAGGAGGACCUGGUCAGUUACCUGUCCAACGACAGUCUGAAUACCAAGGCUGAAGAGCUGGUGUAUGAGACGGUUAUCAAGUGGAUCAAACAGGAUGCCAGCAGCAGAGUACAGCAUUUAUCAGAGCUGCUGGCAGUGGUUCGUCUUCCCUUCAUCCAUCCGUCCUACCUGCUGAACGUGGUGGACAACGAGGAGCUGAUCAAAUCCUCGGAGGCGUGCCGCGAUCUGGUCAACGAGGCCAAGCGUUACCACAUGCUGCCCCACGCCAGACAAGAGAUGCAGACACCCCGGACACGGCCCAGGCUAUCUGCCGGUGUAGCGGAGGUGAUAGUUCUGGUGGGAGGCCGCCAAGCCAUUGGGAUGAACCAGCGCUCCCUGACAGCGGUCACGUGUUUUAACCCCCAGAACAGUAAGUGGUACCCGCUGGCCAGCCUGCCUUUCUACGACCGCGAGUUCUUCAGCGUCAUCUCGGCGGGGGACAACAUCUACCUUUCAGGUGGGACGGAAGCUGGCGUGAUGCUGACUGAUGUGUGGUGCUACAUGUCGCUGCUGGACAACUGGAACCUGGUGUCGCGGAUGACGGUGGCACGAUGCAGACACAACAGCCUGGUGUAUGACGGCAAACUGUACGCCAUCGGUGGGCUGGGCGUGUCGGGGAACCUGGACCACGUGGAGAGGUAUGACACCAUCACAAAUCAGUGGGAAACUGUGUCUCCACUGCCCAAGCCGGUCCACUCGGCGGCGGCUACCGUAUGCGGCGGGAAGGUGUAUGUGUUCGGAGGUGUGAAUGAGGCCGGGCGCUCAGCGGGCGUCCUCCAAUCCUACGUGCCCCAGAGCAACACCUGGAGUUUUAUUGAAUCACCAAUGAUAGAUAACAAAUAUGCUCCGGCGGUGAGUCUGAACGGUUUCAUAUUCAUCCUGGGAGGAGCCUACGCUCGAGCCACCACCAUCUACGACCCAGACAAAGGCAACAUCAAGGCGGGUCCCAACAUGAAUCACUCUCGGCAGUUCUGCAGUGCCGUGGUCCUGGAUGGCAAAAUCUACGCCACAGGCGGCAUCGUCAGCAGUGAGGGCCCGGCUCUCAGCAACAUGGAGACCUUUGACCCCUCCACCAACACGUGGACGGUCCUGCAGUCGCUGCCAUGCCCACUGUUCAGACACGGUUGCGUGGUCAUCAAGAAAUACAUCCAGACAGUCUGAGAGCAGAGGACGCGGACGCAAGAAGCCAACUCUGGACUUGACGCCAGCAUCUGUCCCCCAUGUUGCCCCUCCCACUCCCUGUGCAGAAUGUACUCAUGUCCCACUACUCAGCCAUGUCCGGCGGCGACGCCUAACCUCUAGUGCUGUGUCACGGUCGUUGUUCACCCGCUCAUCCACCAGGCACAGGGGGCCGUCUUAGUAAAUACAAAUUGUUGAGGUUUUUAAAAAUCAACUUGUUUCAGUUCUGACUUUUCCCAGCCCUCAUGAACUCAUCACCUCAUUUCUUUAAAUACAGCCAGUGCGGCGAAAACCGAUGCAGCUCCAGAAAUGUUAAGUUUACUUGUGGAGUGUGGACAAUUUUCCAUUACUGACACCUAGAGGACGGGAGGAAAAUGAACAGCUGUGGAAUUAUGAAGUGAAUCUAAACACAUUUUGAAGUUUGUGGAUCCUGGUUCUUAUAAUGAAUUGAUUAAUGUGGAGAAAAGACAUGUUUUUCUUUCCUCUUGAGUAAUUGCAGGAUGAGAAUGUGUGGAUAGACAGACAUUAAAUUCAGCGAUUUGGGGAAGGGUACUCAGCUGCCUCCUGACAUCAGACGUUGAAGGUACAACAGCUGAAAUAAGCACAAGUCACCUGUGACUGUUGUCACAAAAACGUUUGUUUCAUCAGUGAUUUCCACCUUUGUGUUUCAUGUCGUUGCUGCCCACCAACAGAAAGGUGGGCUGGCAUUUUGUAAAUAUUUGGAAGGAAAAAAAUGUAUAUUUUAAAAAAGUGAAGGCAAAUCUGUACAAAUGUUUUUAGGGGGGAAAAAAAAAAUAGAUCAGUUGGAUUCUAAACGCUAUGGUUGUAAAUCUGUAUCCAAUACGGAGAAAUUAACCAUUAUUAUUGAAACCCAAUACAUAUAAUGGAAAA
Thalassophryne amazonica is the source of this 3935-nucleotide messenger RNA. RefSeq names its product kelch-like protein 29. Lineage: Eukaryota; Metazoa; Chordata; Actinopteri; Batrachoidiformes; Batrachoididae. Bases 315 to 3026 code for a protein of 903 amino acids. The transcript has 16 exons. The record is from RefSeq and is a predicted model, not a curated record. Gene Ontology annotation, molecular function: protein binding.